AUGUCACGAAGCGAAACUGCUACUCCAAGGGACCACGCUAAGGAGACAGUGAAACUUAUCGAUCAUGUGAUUAAGAAUCUGGAAGUGAGCGACAAGAAGAGGAGCGACACGGGCAGCGACUACGAUCCCAUCCUUCUCGGGAAUCACUGGGAGAAGCUUGGUGAAAUUAUUGUAGACGUAGUGCUAGCGCAAGAGGCUGUCAGGGAUCUGCCCGGCGCUGGCCAGGCUUGGGUUGUCCUCACUGCUUGUCUCGUUGAUCAGCUUCGAGCCGGUUUCGACGAAAGCAAAAGCGGUCUAUCUUCAUUGUCCGGAGCAUUCGCCCAAAAAGUCAUCUGCAAUGCUGCUGCUGAACUAGACACUCCGCCUUCCACAGACGAUAUCAUAACACAUACUUCACCUCUCAACGAUGCUACACCCCUCAAUGUAUAA
Molecule: messenger RNA, 429 nt
Organism: Gongylonema pulchrum
Lineage: Eukaryota; Metazoa; Nematoda; Chromadorea; Rhabditida; Gongylonematidae
Source: the annotation of a GenBank genome assembly